Molecule: messenger RNA, 910 nt
Organism: Drosophila subobscura
Lineage: Eukaryota; Metazoa; Arthropoda; Insecta; Diptera; Drosophilidae
Product: persulfide dioxygenase ETHE1, mitochondrial-like
Biological process (GO): hydrogen sulfide metabolic process; glutathione metabolic process
Molecular function (GO): sulfur dioxygenase activity
Source: RefSeq, a predicted model, not a curated record
CCGUCCCUUCAUCGUUUUCAGUUUGGCAUACAAUAUGUGGCGAAUUUGUGCGCUUGCACUGGCACUCUGUUCUGCAAUACUCUGUGCAGCUGCUCAGCCGUCGGAACACUUACAGAAUAAUUCAUCAAGUCUGCCGGAGCGCAAACCCUUUACUUCGGACUUCUUCUUCCGUCAACUUUUCGAUGGGGAGAGCAGCACCUACAGCUACCUGCUGGCAGAUCUGAAGACUGGCGAGGCCGUGAUCAUCGAUCCCGUGCUGGAGCAGGCCAAGCGAGAUGCCCAGCUGGUCAAGGAAUUGGGCUUCAAGCUCAAAUAUGCCAUCAACACACACAUGCAUGCGGAUCACAUCACGGGAAGCGGUUGGUUGAGGGAGCUGACGGGCUGCCAGUCGAUGAUUGCCGCCGCCAGCGGUGCCAAGGCGGAUGUGUACCUGAAGGAGGGCGAUCGAAUUGAAUUUGGGAGUCAUUUGAUUGAGGUCCUAGCCACCCCAGGUCACACCAAUGGCUGCAUGAGCUAUGUGAUCAAGGCGCAGGGCUGCGUCUUCACUGGCGACACGGUUCUGAUACGCGGCUGCGGGCGCACAGACUUCCAGGAGGGCAGCUCCGAAAGUCUCUACGAAAAUGUCCACUCAAAGAUUUUUACGCUGCCCGAUUACUUUCGCAUUUAUCCGGCCCAUGACUACAAAGGACAACUAGAGAGCAGCGUUUGGGAGGAGAAGCUAUACAACCCGCGUUUGACCAAGGAUCUGGAGGAGUUUAUUCAGAUGAACAGUCUGAACUUGUCAUAUCCCAAUAAGAUAGAUGUCUCGCUGCCUGCCAAUAGAGAGUGCGGAGUCUACGACAUACCCAAGGAGUAGUACGAAAGUGAAAGAAAAUACUUAUAAUGUUCAUUUAAAUAAAUGGUUUAACAA